UAUUUUAAUUUGGGUCUGGGCUUCAUUAUAAAUCACCCGUGAUUUGAUUCUUUUUGUUGACACACAUUUGCAUUUCCCCCAAAUAUCUUAUGUUGCAGUUUUAAAAUAACUUCCCUCACCUGCAAAAUUUUGCAUAUAUAUUUUUUUUUUAUCUGUGUGUUGUGUGUCUUUGCAGGCGUCUGUUUUUGUGCUUCUCUUAAUGCAAAUCCGUUAAUUACAUAUUUUUAUUUUUGUCACAAACAUUGAAAUAUUGCAGUGUUGGACUUGAAAAGAGACUAUAAGGGCGUCCAUAUGCAGACCUCGUUUCACGUGCUUGUAAAAUCAUACUGGCGGACAUGGGUGCUGCUUUGUUUUCGGGUUUUGAAGUACUAUAGCAAUCUGUCAGUUUCUGUGAUGGACAUUCAUAUUGCUGUUUUGUUCCUAUAUCAGAAUUGAUGAGGUCAGGAAAUAUUUGUUCUUUAUAGACUCCAUACCUAAAAUGUUCCUUAUUUUUAUGCCUAAUCACCAGGGGCCCUUUAAUGUAUGGACUGAAGUACUAGGGGCCUCUUCUAAAAAGGGGCCACAGCUAACCUUGCUUAAUGAAAUUUCAAACCUAGAGUUGCCAGCUGUCCUGUAUUUCACGGGAUCGUAAGAUGUGAAACCUUUUUGGUCACAAGUCCGUUUCUUCAGCUAUCAUACCUGCUCUGCAAAACGUCAAAUAAGUAAAGCUUGUCUUCGAACUUUGAUCAUUUGGCAGCAUGCAGGCAUGUUACUGAUCACUCUGAAAGCCUAGAUGUGUGCAGUGGUAAGUCAUUAUUGUAUAUUUUAAUAUGAACAUUUCAAUAUAAAAAUAGGCAGUUUAUUUUGUAAUAUAAAUGAAUGUAUUUUUAGCAUAGUCCCUUGCAUAACGCGCAUACAGUCUGGAAUAUCCUGAUUUAAUCCAAGAAUGUAGAGAGCUGCAAUGCUGAGAACCUGAAGCAGUUUUCUCCUCCCUGAAGCUCUCUUCAUUCUUCUCAACGUUAUGUUUUUUCCCCAUGUGGUAUAAUUCACCACGCAUUUCUUUUCUUCUUCAUCUGGCCAUGUCCUGAAGUCAUUUUAAGAUAAAAAAAAAAAAAAAAAAAGUAAAUCAACAUUUAAUUAAUAAAAUAUAAACAAUUGAUCAGUUAUGUAUGUAUAUACUGGUAAAUGUAGAGUAGGCUUUCAAAGACAUGGGAACAACAACCUUGCUGAGGAAUUGUAGUUAUAGAAAUUUAAUGUGAUGAGAUUUUUCUAGUUAUUUGCUGGGGCUGCCAACAUUUGUGUAUAAGAUACAUUAUAUUGUUUGACUCAGAUUUAUACCUGCUAACAAAGGUUAAAAAGCUAUGUAGGUGGUCUGAAUAAAAGAAUGAAAAACACUGAAAUAGUGAUGAGAUUAAAAAAAAUGAAAUGUUACCUGAAAAUUGACUAGUUAUGGAAGAACCCCCGAUAACCUUAUGAACAAGUAGCUAAAGGAUGAUUUUUUUUUUUAAUCUUUGUUUGAUCUUUCUAAAAGUGAAGUAAGCUAAAGACAGGUGUGAUUAUGUUGUCAUUUGUGAUUGCCUUGGAAAAGUGUCUGGAUGCAUCUACACACCAUGGGUGUUAUAAUGCACUUGUGUGAUUGUGGGCAGACUGGGUCGGAGGGAGCCGCUGGCACCAGCUGCUACCUGUUCAAACGACCCUCAUUGACUAGCUUUGCAUCAAGUUUAAUGACAAGUCGAACAUGUUCUAGUUUGCAUCCAAGAUCCUGCUGUCUGCGUGUUAUAUUUAUAAAAUUACUCCCUGACAGUUAGACGACCAAUUACCUGUACAAAGUCAAAUUCAUUUUUCCUUCAGUUAAGCUUUUAAUUAUAGGUUUAACAUUUCUCAAACAUUCUUAAUGUUUUGCAUUAUUCGUAUAAUACUGUUUAUUAUGCAAGUUACCAGUACUCCAUCAGUCAUGCCAGUGAGGCUUUUACCCUCUGCUCAAAGAUUAUUGCGAAGUUGUGGUCAAAUUCAGAAUAUACCUGCUCACUCUUCAUUUCUCAUUGUGCCUGAUGGCCUUUUAACUACAACCAAUUUUACAUUUAAACUGUGGUCUCUUGGACAUCAUUGCUUUUAGAGGGCAGUUGAGAAUUUUUAUUUUUUUUAAGAAGGCGCGGUAUUUAACUUGGGCAUGUUGCUUUUCUUGUGUAAGUUCUUGUCUUGUGUGUGUAUGCUUUUGUCUUUGAAAGACUGCCAGGCUCAGCCAUAGGGCGUAGAUUGGCAGGAACCUGAAUCUCUUGAAUGUUUUUCUUUAUGCUGUAAAUACAUUUGCCAGCACAUAUGGUGAUUAAUGCUUAAUUGUUUUAUUUGUAAUCUGUGUAAAUGGUAUAGGCUGACACAAAUGACUCUGUGCUGAAAUUAAUGUUAAAUCUGUGAUUCAGGUCUAAGCACAGCUCUGAGCUUCUUGUCUACCACUCAUACUACACAGCUAAUGCUAUGCAUGUUGCUGACAAGUAUAGCCUCAACAUACUUGUUAUAUCAGUAUUGAAAUUUGUUUGCCUUUUGAGUUUUUGUCAAUAAAAUUAAUGUUCUUCUAUAAAUUACCUCUAGAUUUCCUUUGACUAAUCUUAUCUGAAGGAGCCAAAAUAAAUCUCCCCUGCCACUCAAGAGCUAAUACCUGUCAAGCUUUGAAUGUUUUGAGAAAUUUUUUCUUUUUGUCAUUGAGAACAGGUUAGUCUGUUCCUGCUUGUUCAUUUUUAUUUAUUUAUUUUGACACCAUAUGACGUAGGCUGUUUUGGUGGGGCCAGAUAUGAUUGAGCUCAUUGACACGGACAGCCAAUGAACACACGGCCAACAGACCAUGGAAACCAGACAGAACCAACCCUCCAAUGCCCUCCCUCAUUUACUUUCCUUUUGUUUGGAGAAGCUUUAGUGAUCAGGGUGGACACCUCUGACAGUGUUCUGCUGGGGUGGAGUUCUCAGUUCUUCCUUGUAAUCUUCUAUGAUUGUUCAAUGCACAUUAAUCCAUUUGGAAUGGAAUGCUGGUGGAAUUUACGUUUUGUUUAGAAUGCCAGGCGGAACAGAAUAAUGCUAGGACAAAUGACCUCUUUUGAAUCUGUGGAAUGCAGUGUGCCCUAGAAUUUUAGUCAGCUGAGAAUUCAUGUGGAGUACUGGAUAUUCUCCCCCGAAACUGUAAAAUCUCCACCGCCACCAGCCACUAUAACCCUAGCACUGUUUACACUCCACCGAUCGAACCCUGUCCUAGUGCUUUGCAAACACACAAACUUGCAUGGAGGUGGUUACUCCGCAAGUACACACAGUUUAUGGUGAAAGAAGCAACUUUGAGACCUUCCCAUUCUGUCUUAAUCAGAAUUUUGUUUGAUUUGUAGGGAACCAAUUGAUCAACCAGUGGAUUGAACAUGUCUGAUUAAUACCCCUGGGGUCGUUUGUUCUUUUUCAUAACCUUCUGGUUUGUUUAAAUACUUGACACAGAUGUUUGUUUUAAAAAUAAUUCUACUAAUUUAUUCUUUCCCUUCCUGUUGUCUGGAAUGGCAGGUGGUAACAUUUUCUGUUGAUUUUAUAAAAUUUUUUCAAAGCCCUGUGACAGUUUGUAAUGAUUUAAAAAGGUCAGCUUAUAUGCCGUGUCUGUUUAGUCGUUUUCUGAUUGGCUGACUGAACACUGUCUGUCCUAAAUACCAUAUCUUCUUUCUUCUGAUCUGGGCCAAAGAACAACACACUUUUUUUUUUCUUGAACUGCUUAGUAGAUACCAGUACAGUGUAACCUGUUGUGUAUGUAUGUGUGUCUAUGUGCCAUUUCUUCUGGGAUGAGGCAGUUGGGCCAAAUUCAAGGACAGAACCGUAGAACAAGAGAAGUUUUGCUUUCGUGAAUGAGUGUUAAAUAGUGACACGGGGGGCAACGUGUUUUGCUGAGGUUCUAGACAUAUUGUGUGUCUGUGUGUUUAAAUGUCUUCAGGAGAAACCAGAUUAUGAAAAAAGAAAGAGAAGCCUCAGUACUGAAAGAUUACUUGGUUUUCUUCUUGUCUCAGAGGUGUUGCUUCCUGGUGCCAAUAUGAAGUUCUUGUACUACAUGUUGGCAGACCUGGGUCAUAGCAGUGAGCCUGUGGGAUUUUUAAGAGAGGCAGAGCAGGAAAGCAGCCCAGAGCAGCUUUGAUUUAACCUUAUUGCAGACUAAGCAGACCACUCCUCCAGUGCAGUCAUGUUGAGUAGAAGUCAGGUGUUUGUACUUGUGAUCUGGAGGUCAGUGGUUCAAGCGUCUGGGUCUGUGCUUGUGAAACCCAGCUGUUUGUAUGUUGAGCCAGUAAAUAUUGCAACGUGUCUUUGGUUUCGUUAACGCAGAAAGAAACAGAUGGUUGCUUGACUCUCCUUCAGUAAAAAGGCUGCUCAUUUGAACUAAAUAUCAAGAUUGAACUUACGCAGCCUUGACCAUGACAUCCAUGAGCCCAGUCACUGUUUACUCAUGUAGCCAUUGUUAUUGUGGGCAUGCUGUCAGAUUAUUGUUGUUUACUGCUAUGUGGUUGUGUUUUUAGUAAGAGCAUCUGUGGUGUUCGUAAUGUUGAAGUUAAAGGCAUCAAGUCAUCCGUUUUAACCAUGCAAGGUUAAUAUAGUACAUAUAUUCUCAUAAACUCAAGGGACAUAUAAUCAGACAAUCCUGUUCUACUUUGUUCUUUAUUUUUCUGUACUGUAUGAGGAAUUUGUAGCACAACAAUGACCUUUCUGAUCCCUCUUAAUUAUAAAAUGGUUCCCCGAACACCUGCUGAAGUUAGCAUUUAAUAAUCACUCAGGUGAUGGACUUGUUCAACGGCCUCAUUAGCUCUGCGGAUAAAUCAGAACUGAAGGAACAGGACAGCUUGGCUUUGUGUCUCUUGAACUUUUGGAGGAGCUUUCAAAUUCAGGUCUAUAUUAACUGUGGACUUCGACCUGAUCACAAACCAUAAACCUCCCCCACCCAUCUGACAGCUGGUGGUGUUCUUCCGGCAAUACCAGCAACUUGAGUGAACAAAUCGGGGGGGGGUGCUCAAAUAGACACUGAAUCUAAAAUGAAUGUUGGCAUAGGCAGACUAUGGAAUGUUGUUGAGGGACUUUACCAUGGUGUUUAUAAUGGGAGAUGGCAGUAUUCAUAAGAAUAGAACUGAAGUUUGGGUUAAAGAGGUGAAUGGAAAUAGCGCUGAAGUAUUUCUAAUUUUAUUAGCUACUUGUUUUAAUUUUGUUUUUUAAGCAUUUGAAAGGAACUAAAUGUCAUAGGAAAAUGUAAAGGCUAUUUGCAGGGCCCUGAUUUUUUUUUUUAUUGGAAUCCCCACGUGCCCCCAACACGUCGUCCAACCUCUCAGUGCUCUUUAGGUACUAAGAAUGUUCUUAUUGGCUUUUGUCAAAGUACACCAGAGAUCAGGACAUGGCUGUGGUGGUGCCAGUAAUGAUCUCAGGUAUGAAACUUCCUCAUUCUCAUUUGAGCCAUUGUUUCUGCGUUAUGUGUCGCCUGGAAUUUCAGUCUAGGUGUCAGGUUUGCAGUGUACUUAGCUUCACACUUUGAAACAGAUAUUUUUAUGCUUCUGAUCUUCAGAUCCAGGGUCCAUUGUACUUAAUUCCAGACCUCUCCCUAAGCAUCUGAGUCCAGUAUGAUUAUUCUGCACCAAUUAUCGGCAACUGGUCCCAAUAUAUCGUUGCGAUCUGAUAGUUUUGCCAGAGUGUUUUCUUUGUAAAAGUAGCUCUCACUGUUUAAAAAAAAAAAAAAAAAAAAAGUUGGAGACCACUGUUCUACACCCCCUAAUUUUGACAUAAUAAGAGCUUUACUUUGAUUCACAGUUCAGAGCUGAUUUAUAUUUCCAGAUCAUAGAAUCUGAGCCCAGAAGAGCAGCGGCACUCUGAGGGUGGAUCACUGACUCAGUACUGCGUCGCUGUUUCGAUGGGCCAGAUGGUGAGGCACACUUGCCUGUUGCUAUUUUUGGGAGGUUAAAGGGAAUGGUCCCUUUAAACCUGAAAUUGUCUGUAGCAAGAUUUGAGAGCAGUGGAAUCGCUGAAGGGAGGCAUCUUCUCUUAUCUGGCUGUUUAAUAUUCUACCAAGUUAAACCUGAAUCAGGUUUUGCAGAUUUGACUUUGUAUGCAACAUGGGAUUUUGAGCUUUUGGAAAACCUAGGCAAAUUUUAACAUUGCUGAUGAUAUUUCUUAAACUAUCCAUUGCUUUUCCGCCAGAUUAAACAUCUGUUAAUAUAAUGUUUGCAUAAAAUAACCUAAAGUGGACUCAGAACAAGCGCAUCGUUUGUGGUCAACCCUCAGGCAAUAAUGUACCUUUGUCAUUCAUUCAUUUUGUACAGAGGAUGGCGACAGGGACGAGGAGUUCGGUUAUAGGAUGUGCAUAAAAAUCUAAAGCCCUAUGUAUCUGUUCAGCACUGAGAAUUGUGGGUAGUGCCUCAUUGAAUUUUUUUCUUUUAACUUUCCACAUGCUCUUGGUUUGUGGUUUUCCCACACUAAUCCCAUCCUUAUAGAAGAUGGAAAGUAAAGCAUAGAAGUACAGUGCCCCCCUCCAGUUUGCUGGCUGCCUGUCAAUGUACUUGAAUUUAAUCUGAAUGUCAUGCUGACAUCCAUUGUAAUGAUUGUAACAUGUUCACCGAGACGUAUGGCGAUGCUCACUUUCAAAAGGAAUUUCCCGGGACUUGUCAGGAUUGCAAAACCAGGCACACGAUGGGGAAACUGGAGGAAGAGAGAGCGAAGAAAUGAAUUAUGAAUUGCGUGUGCAUGCAGGCUGCUUGCCUGUCAGUGCGUGUGUCCUCGGCAUUGUUACCCAGUCCGCUAAGGGAGCAUAUCUGGUCGUCUCUAUCUGUUAAAAGCAGCACAUAGCGGUCACUUUAAUAAAAUAAAUAUAAUAACUGUAGCCAAACAGUUCUUGUUCAUUUCUGUAUCAUCCUGUGAAAGUGUUUAAAUCCUGAUAACUCGCUCUUACGAGUUGUCACUUCUGUUUCUCGCAUUAAAAGCUAUAUAUAGAUUUCUGUAUGCAAGUUGUAAAUCAAGAUUACUACUCUGCUGUUAGUUUUUAAUGUGCCAGGAAUUGUGUGUAAAGAGGAGCUCUCUUGCACCAGUAAGAGAGUGCAGUUUCUUUUUUUUUUUUCCUUUGGGUAAUGGCUGAUAAAUGUUUUUAUCCAAAUUGUGAAAGUAAAGGAAAUUAUUUCCUUUAACGCCUUAAAAACUUAAGGGAGGCUUGUGAAAAUCUUAAACAUCGAAUGGGUGUGACUAAUAUGGUUGUCUUCAUUUUAGCAAUGAUAUAUAUGAAACAAUAUGUGUGUGUGUAUAUAUAAUAAGACAUAAAUACUAGGGAAAUUACCAGCCUUCAUUGGAGCUGCGUGAAGUGUGACCUGGUCAAAGUCAUUCUCAAGCUCUGUUGAAUUUUGCUGCUAAGCAAAACAGUCAGUUCUUCAAAUUUGGGAUGUCAGAAAGGGCCACCAUUCUCACAUGUUUGUGUUGCUAAUGAAAGACAGAAUCUGUGUUUUGGGUUUAGGCCAUGUGACUCUUGUCCUGUCCAACCCCAAGCAAAUAUGACAGAAUCCUGGAUGGUUCAGCUGGCCUCCCUUUGGCGGGGGGGACUGCUCACUUAAACAGAGAGGGCCCUGGAGUGACAUAGAUGUAAACAGCUCAAUGGAAAGAAAAAAACACCUGAACUGGCCUCUUAGUAACCAGCAGUGAACAUCACUUGAAUACACUGGAGUUCGUAUUUGUGAGACAUGAACUUGUCUCUUGUCCUCUCCAACACUGCUUUAUUCCUUCCUUGUUUGUGUAUAAAAGCCAAGUUCAGUCAAGUUUGUCUGUUUUGGUACAAUACCAGGAAAUUCUUUCUGUGGUCAUGUGACUUCCCCCCACCCUCCCUUGGGUGUCCAUACUAAGAUGCAUACAUAGACUGUUCAUAAACAAUAGGCGUUCUGCUUCUUGCUGAGGGCGCAUGAGUCUUAAUUUUCACCACCCGGGAGCAGAUCAUAUAAUGGCACUCAAUAGCCGUUCUUCCCUCUUCCCCUUUGAAGAUGGCUUCUUGGACGAAGGACACGGUGACCAGUCGCUGACUCCUGGCAUGGGCUCUCCCACACGUUGCCAGAAUGGCGAGAGGAUUGAGCGUUACUCCAGGAAGGUCUUUGUCGGUGGUCUGCCUCCUGAUAUCGAUGAAGAUGAAAUCACCAACAGUUUCCGGCGCUACGGACAUCUUGUGGUGGACUGGCCACAUAAAGCUGAAAGCAAGUCCUACUUCCCACCCAAAGGCUAUGCUUUCUUGCUGUUCCAAGAGGAGACCUCUGUGCAGGCCCUCAUUGAUGCCUGCAUCGAGGAAGAUGGCAAGCUCUACCUGUGUGUGUCCAGCCCAACUAUCAAGGACAAACCGGUACAAAUCCGACCCUGGAACUUGAGCGACAGCGACUUUGUUAUGGACGGCUCCCAGCCCUUAGACCCUCGGAAGACCAUCUUUGUGGGUGGAGUCCCCCGGCCCCUUCGUGCAGUGGAGCUGGCAAUGAUCAUGGAUCGCCUGUACGGGGGCGUCUGCUAUGCUGGCAUCGACACAGACCCGGAGCUGAAGUACCCUAAGGGGGCCGGACGCGUGGCCUUCUCCAAUCAGCAGAGCUACAUCGCCGCCAUCAGCGCCCGAUUCGUCCAGCUCCAGCACAAUGACAUUGACAAACGGGUGGAGGUGAAGCCGUACGUGUUGGACGACCAGAUGUGUGACGAGUGCCAGGGGGCUCGCUGCGGGGGCAAAUUCGCCCCAUUCUUCUGUGCCAACGUCACAUGCCUGCAGUACUACUGUGAGUACUGCUGGGCCAGCAUUCACUCCCGGGCCGGCCGUGAGUUCCACAAGCCGCUGGUCAAAGAAGGGGGUGACCGUCCGCGUCAUGUGUCCUUCCGCUGGAGCUGAGAAGUCAAAGUAACCCGACUCCUCCAGAGACCCCAGCACCACCCACAACCCCACUACCCCUCCCCCCCAGGACAGCGCUGUACCCCUUCCCAUCAACCCCCAAGCUAACAAUAAUUACAAACCAUGGGUUUUUUUUUUUUUGUAACGUAUUAUGAGCUCAUUGUCUACUAUACUCUGAGGGGGUAACUACAAUUAUAUAAAGUUUUUGUACAUAUUUGCACUCUGGCAUAAAAGAAAAAAAACACACACAAAUGACACAUCCGACACAUUUGUCCAGCUUGGAACCAGAAAUUUAUUUUUCAGCUCCCUUUGUUCUGUGGAUUUGUGUUUCCCCCACAGGCCACCAUCAGGCUGCAGCCGAAAUGAGACUAUAUAUACAUAUAUAAAUAAUAUAUUUUUUCUUUUAUAUGAGUCUAUAUACAUAUAUAGAUAAUUUAUGUGACUGUAGCAUGCACUUAUUUUCAGAAGUUGUAGUAUAUUGCCCCUAGUAAAAAAAAAAAAAGAAAAAAAAUUACCAAAGGUAAAUUUAAAUUCAUAAAUUUAAAAGAAUAACAAGAUAGGUGGCAUACAAUGUAGCAAAUUAAACAAUUAUUCAGUAAUCAGUAGUGUGGGUCAAAAACGCCCAGAUUAGAAAGACAUAUCUAUAUUCCCUCUCCGAUUUUAUUUAAAAAAUAUUAAUACCUCAUAAGCUCAAUCAAAUUUUUUUUGCUUUUAAUUUGUUUGGUUAGGUCGAUUUUUUAUUAUUACUAUGAUUAUUAUUUUAGUGUUAUGUAAAUGUAAUGCUGCAAUAGCUUUUGCUGCUAAAUCCAUGGUAUUUACUUAUACCAUAGUACUUUUCAGGCUAGGGUGUCUGGGGGAGGGGGGGGGGGCAAAUUACAGACAACACAUGCUGCUGACGAUGACAGGAUAGCAUGAAAGGGGCACCCGAAAACACCACGGGGGGGGGGGGGGGGGGGUGUUUGGGGAUGUAGACAGGGAACCAGCGAUGGGAAUAGCGGUUCCUGGCUGUAAUGUUUUAUUUCAAUCAACUUUCUGCAUGCAAUAGAAUUUCAAAAACACACCAUUUAUUCUAUUCUACCCACACCACAGAGAUGAAUCACAAAUGGAGAUGCUUGUGCACACGCACACACUGACGCACACUAGUGUGCGUGUGACUACGAUGAGAACUUGACACAACAUGGAGAACUAGUAAGGUACUCCAGUGAACCUAUAAAAUUUGGCUGACUACCAUCGGGGUGUUUGCUGGACUCCUCUAGUACAGAGAUUUUCGUUACCAGAGAGCAGCCUCAAUAAUUUAUGAAUCUAUUAGAUGUAGGAUAUCCUUUAAAAAAAAAAUCUGAUAGGUGAAGUACUUUUUGCAGUGAUUGUUCAUAUAUAAUUGUGCAAUUUUAUACAGUAUAUAGUUAGGUCUGAGUAUGCCUAGAACUGUGAUUCGCUUUAACUGUUGUUGAUGUAUGACAUAGAAGUCCUGUGAAACUUCAUAACCAGUGUACUCACACCGGGGACACACACAGACACUCAAGCAAGCACACAUGCAUAAACACACACACAAACACUCGGUAAAAAGAAAAUGAGCUCGAGUCUGAUAAACACGAAUCAGCUGUCUGUACCAUUGACAUCGCUUACGAUUUUGUCUACGAAGACCAAAGAGCUCAUGUGAUAAUACUUAAACCACCAACACACUAUCGUGACGAAAGCUGUCUGGUCUGUUAGACCCCAUGCUAUCUGAUGAGCUAGUCAUUUAUUUUUUUUAAGAUAUCCAUUGGAAGAAAGACCAUUGAUGAUGAUGACAGCAAUGAUGAAUAUGAGAAAAAAAAUGUAAUAUAUAUGCUUAAGAACUGUCUGGAGCAGAGAUGUGAUCUUUACUCUGUUUCAUUGCUAACCAGCACAUAACGUUCCCACAACUUGACUUUGAGAACAUUGGGAUCCAUCGUUGUCAGAACUUUGUGUGUGUGCUGGUUUAAACCCUGAUUUUCCUGCAAAGCUUGAAGUACAAUUUUGACCUGCUAAAAUGGUGGACCCCCCCCCCCCCCCACCCCACCCCCUCUUUUCUUUGAGAAGGUUGGGGUAUACGACAACGGGGUGCGUUAUUGGGAGUGCAGGGUAUUAAAAAAAAAAAAAAACACAAAAACACAUUGGCUGCUGAACGUAGGUUGUUUAGGACAAGAUGAGAAGCUUGGGUUCGGGACCCUCUGGGGGUGGAAAGAGUUAGUUACACUGGUUUUUAGCAGUUCUGUGGACAAUCCGACAGGUUGCUACAACUCCGCAGUUAAUGUACGCGUCAUAUCCUGUUUCUGUGUGUCGUGAUUGUCCAGUCCAGUGCUUGUCCCUUUUUUUUUUUUUUUCCCCUUUAGUUGCAAGUGUUUUGGUUGAACUACUUUGUUUUUGCAAAAAAUGAGACGGGGUUUCUAUUCUGGAUUAAAGAAAAGAAACCGUAAAGGCUAAUAAUGAUUAGUAUCCCUCUGAAAGCGAAUUCUGGGCCUUUUUUCUCUCUCAGCCCAGGAAUUUUCUGUUUGUUCAAUCUCUGUAAAAGACACUUGUCGUGCACUUCUCUUUGUAUCCAAACAGUUUUCAGCAGUCAGCUAUUUUAUUUUAUUUUUUUUUUAUUUAUUUUUUUUUAAAAGCGUGCUUUCUGACUGACAUGAUCUUUUGCAAUACCUCAAUUUUGAAAUAUAGGAGAGAAAUUGAUAUUUUCUAAGUAAGUUUAUUCAGAUAAAUAUAUAUAUAUAUAUAUUAAUUUAAUUCAGUGAGAAAAUGAUUUAACAGAUGGUUAAUUUUAUUUUUGUCAUGCUUAUUUGCUUUUUAUUAUUUUUGGAAAAACUGAAGGAGUUAGAGCUUUAUAACUUUAAUAUAAAAUUGUAGUUAGGCGAAGUACAGAGUCUACCUUAUUACAGAGGAAUGCGAUUUGCAAAAAGAAAUUCCCUUCGUGUCUCCCUUCUGUGACAUCAGAGAUCCAUUACAAAGGACAGAAUGAGAAGUGAAUGAGAGAGAUUUCCCCCCAAUGUAUUGUUAGCGACAUCUUGGAGUUCUGAAGAAAAUACUGAGUUCCAAGGGAAAAAAAAUAAACUUUUUCAUGAAAGUAAAAAUCUCCAUUUGGUGCUGAGAAAGAUAAUUGAAGAUACUUCCCUUGUUUUGUAUAUUUAUAACUGAUCAUUUAUUAUGCCGACUAGAAUUGUGAAAGAUCUUCUGUUCAUUAUUUUUUUAAGAGAACUUUGUUUCCUAAAAGUGUGUCCUCCCUUUCUGUUUUGUACAACAAUGUACCCUUAUUUGUUGACUUGAUGUUUUGAGGGUCCUUAAAAAGAAGGUGGGGAAGAAAAGAAUGUUAUUUUAAAAACUGAUAUACAAAGUGUUUCAGCUAUAACUUGAUCGAAAGCCCCAAGAUGUAUGAGGUCAUGUGUGGCCUUUACUCACUGAAGACUUGAAUUAGUCCCAUUUUUUUCUUUUCUUUUCUUGUUUUUAAGGCUAACAAACCUUGAUUCUUUGUUGUAAUGUGCAAUACUGUUUGUACUGUUUGUAAAAAAGAAAAAACAAGAAAAAGAGGCAUAAAUCUUUAUUGCAAAUUUAUUUUCAUUGCAAGCAUUGUGAUUCACUAAGAUCAUUUUCUACUGUGUAUUUACCUACUCUACGUGCUAGUACCUUCCAGUAGUAAUGUAGCCUUUGUACUGAGAAAUUUUUCAUUAUUUUUAGAGAUUUUUGCUAAAAAAGAAAAUGAUUAAAACAUAUUUACAUAUUUUUCAUUUUUAUUUCGUAUUUUCUUUACACACUUAUUUCUCAACCAUUAAUGUAGUUAUUUCUGGGGGAGACUUUCAUAUCUGGUCAAUGUCAUUAAUAUUAUUUUGUAUUUUUACUUGGAAUAAAUUAAUUUUAUGAUGCUAAUUCUUUAAAGGUUUAUUUUCGUUGUGUUCAUUUUAUUUUAUGAAGCGGAAAACCUUUGUAAUAUUACUAAAGUGUCUAGAUUUUUGAAAUGCAAAGCUUUAUGUAUUAACUCGCUGAUGUGGUUUACAUUAGUGUGGCUAUGAUCAAAAAGACAAAAAAAUUAUGAAUGGCUGGUCAUGUAAAGCUAUUGGCGAUGUAACAAACGAUUGGGCAAUAAAAGGAAAUGAUAGAAAGGAGAAAACACUCAGUAUGUUGUGAUAUUGUGGAAGCAAGACCGAGUACUACUGCACCUGCUGGAGAGAGUAACAUUAGCUAGCCACUGGGGAUGUCACAAUAAUUCUCAGGAAACAUUUGACCUAAAUGGCAAAUUUUCAAUAUUUUUUGCAUUUACUUGUUGAGGCUGUAGACCUAGACUGAUACCCACUGGACACAAAAAUGUCAGUUUUGCAUCUGUGUGAUUGUAUUUAAGUAUGAAUGCAUUUUUAAGAUUUGAGUAAUUUGGUAGAGGGGAAACAUUUGUUUGCUAGUAUUUUAGUGAAGAAGAGAUCCCUAUAUUUUGAUGAUACCAACUCCCACCAAAUCUUCCGUGAUCCAAAGGAUAGGCUGUUCUUGGGGCAAAGUGUCCUGAAAGCUUUUGCACAUUUUGCUAGUAUUCAGUCGCUCACAGGUUUGCCGUCUAAACACCCGUCCUGGUGUGGGUGGGGCGGUAUAUGCUGUUAUGAAGUGUUGUGACAUCCCCAGAAUAUGCACGUAAUGAAAAGGAAACCCACAGAUCUGAGUGUCAUUUUCUUGCUUGCCUUUUCCUACGAAUUUGUACAGCUGGUCAUUCAGUUAAUUUAUUACUAACCUGACAGUUCCCCUGUUGCUGGGCCAGUGUUGGACUCCUACCACUAAGUGUUUGAGUUUUUACAAAGCAAGUUUUUUACCCUGUCAAAACGCUAUCUUAAACCUAAAGGAUAACUGUUAUGGUCAGAUGAAUAGCCAAGUGUUGCUGACGGUGACCAUUUUCAUCAAGUCCUCUUUAUAAUAAACAUGUCAUGUCACAAUAGAUUUGGAUAGUGUUUAUUCACCCAUGCUGCGUAGACAUUGUGUCUGGGUGCACCUUUGCAUCAUGUUGAAUCUCUGGAAUAUGAUUAAAAAAUAACAAAACCAACAAAAAACAAAAAAAAGCUACUCACUAGUUGUUUUCUUAGACUAACCACUACUUUUAAAUGUACUUUUUAAGAAAAAGGGUUUUUUAAAUUUAUUUUGGGUUUGAUUGCUGGUUAUCAUGAAGACUGAAAUUUGCUGAAUGGGAUCUAUGCUUGUCUGACGCUGCAGUACAACUGUGAUUAAAACAUGGAGCUCAAUGCUGCUAUUGCUUAAAACUGCUUCAAGUUUGUAGUUCAGACUCUCCCUCCCCUUUUCUGUACUAAUAAGCAUCUUAUUAAACAUAGUUGUAUGA
This is a messenger RNA of Brienomyrus brachyistius, 14177 nucleotides long. RefSeq names its product cytoplasmic polyadenylation element binding protein 3 (gene cpeb3). Gene Ontology annotation, molecular function: mRNA 3'-UTR binding; mRNA regulatory element binding translation repressor activity; ribosome binding. The transcript has 8 exons. The record is from RefSeq and is a predicted model, not a curated record. Gene Ontology annotation, biological process: negative regulation of cytoplasmic translation. Gene Ontology annotation, cellular component: synapse; neuron projection; cytoplasm. Bases 7904 to 8857 code for a protein of 317 amino acids. NCBI's taxonomy places the organism in Eukaryota, Metazoa, Chordata, Actinopteri, Osteoglossiformes, Mormyridae.